UGUAAAAUAAAUGUGGGUACUUCCUUUUAAGCACAUGCUAAAUCUUUGUAGCUUAGCGCAACUACCUAUUAACUUCCCGGGUCAACUUGUACAUGCGAAAAGUGACAGCAGCAACGAUCACUCGGCACACAGCUGUUUAUAUUUCUUUGUGUUCAUAAUUAGCUGUAAGCUUUCACACUAUAUACACUUAAUAUUCAUUUGUAGUGGCGAGUUUUAAUUCACGUAAAAUGGUGUUUUACUUCACAAGUGCCGUGGUCAACCCUCCCCACACAAUCUACAUGGGAAAAGAUAAAUAUGAAAAUGAGGAUCUAAUAAAGUACGGAUGGCCUGAAGACAUCUGGUUUCAUGUGGACAAACUGUCUUCGGCUCACGUUUAUCUGAGACUGCCAAAGGGUAAAUCAAUAGAUGAUAUUCCCCCUGAGGUGCUGAUAGACUGUGCACAGCUGGUGAAAAACAACAGCAUCCAAGGCUGUAAGAUGAACAACAUUAACGUGGUUUACACGCCGUGGGCCAACCUGAAGAAAACCGGAGACAUGGACGUAGGACAGAUCGGCUUCUUUCGACAGAAAGAGGUGAAGAUCGUGGCGGUGGAGAAGAAGGUCAACGAGAUCAUAAACCGUCUGGAGAAAACCAAAGUGGAACGCUUCCCCGACCUGGCGGCAGAGAAAGAGUCGCGAGACCGAGAGGAGAGGAACGAGAAGAAAGCUCAGCUCCAAGACCAGAAGAAGAAAGAGAAGGAAGAGCAGAGGAUGAGAAAAGAGAUGGAGGAACUCAAGAGCUACACUGCACUGAUGAAGUGUGAAAAUAUGAAGACUAAUGAGGACGGUAAUGAUUCGGACGACUUCAUGUGAGAGGUGAACACCAGGCAGCAAGCAGACCGAAUUCCCCCUCCACCACUCUAACCUGCUGUCAGGAUGCUCCCCCGCUGCUUAGCUUGCUCUAACUCUGCACUGACAUUAAAAGAAACAACAAAGGCAAACAGAUACCUUUUUUGCUUUUGGACACUUGGAGCAGAAAGCGAGCCAAUGGGGGACAGUGCUGGGAACUUACUCCACAUGCAGACACUUAUUUCAAACCAAACCAAGCUGCCUGGCUUCGUCAUCAAGGGACUGUGGGAAGGAAAAAAACACAGGACAGCAAGAAUGCUGAGGAUAAUUUUGAAGGGAAAACACUCAAUAGCAUAACUGUGUUUUCACUGAUGCUGAUAUAACUAGUGUUCGGGUUGUUUUUAAUACCCUGCAAACCAUUCUGUUCACUUUCUUUAUAUGUUCAUUUCUCUGCAUGCCAGAUUUUAUUCAAUACAAUUCAAAGUAUUAAAUUCAGUCAUAGAUAUUCAUUCAUCAACAUACAUCAACCAGUCGCAGCCACUAUCAUCCAACUCCAGAACCAUAGUGUUUGGAGCCACUGAAGUUCUGAAAGAUUGUAUUUUUUAAACACAUCUCACCGUCGACUAAAAGUUUGGUUAAAAAUUCCACUAAGUGAACCUUGAGUUUAAAAAAUGUAUUUUUGUCAAAUAGAGCCAGUACUGUCACACGUUCAAUACUGGACCUGCAGUAUGAAAUGAGGAUGAGAUAUAUAAUAACUGCAUCUCUUGUUGGUUGCGUUGUGGUAG
Messenger RNA from Sander lucioperca (pikeperch), 1612 nucleotides. It is a transcript of the gene ccdc25, whose product is annotated as coiled-coil domain containing 25. NCBI's taxonomy places the organism in Eukaryota, Metazoa, Chordata, Actinopteri, Perciformes, Percidae. The transcript has 9 exons. The record is from RefSeq and is a predicted model, not a curated record. Bases 228 to 851 code for a protein of 207 amino acids.